CCAAGAAGGUUAGGAGGACAACGCUUCCCUUUCUCAUUAUCCGGCGAGGUACUUGCUCGGCGUUAGCUUCAUCUUCUCCGAGCUCUUGCUAACAACAGUCCUUGGUUUUAAGCUCCUUAUUUUAGAUAAAGCUUCCUGUGGAACAGGACCAAAUGGAAGCACGCAACAACGGCAAAAAGUUGAUGCAAAGCCGGAAAGCCUUCACGUAACAGCUGAAAAAGAAAGAAGAGCAUGCUUCAUUCUGAGUCUCCUUUACUAUUCAUCUUUUCCUGCUUGUUUGUCAACAUGAAGAGGCAAGUGCCGAGUGCUGAUUGGGGCAGCCCAGCAGCAUGGAGCAUGGGGCUCGAGCAAGAGGAUGGUGGCGGAUUAAUGGAGGGCAUUGGUGGUGGUGGCGGUUGGGGUGCUCUAAUGGCGGAUGCCGGGAAUGAGACUGUGGACGACUAUGCCGGAAUGCAGCACCAGGUUGGGGUCAUGGGGAGGAGGGAUGGGCUGAGGAAGAAAGCUACGCAGAAUAUCGUAGAGAAGAAGCAAAAGCGGAUGGUGAAGAACCGUGAAUCAGCUGCUCGCUCCAGAGCAAGAAAGCAGGCAUACACAAGUCAGCUGGAAUACGAAAUUGCGGCAUUGACGAAGGAGAAUCAACUGCUGUUGAAAUAUGGGCUUUUUGAAAAGAUGGCAGCUAACACACGAACUGGUUGCCCGCAACCUCUCCGACGCACAUUCUCUGCAACUUUUUGAGGAUCAUGGUGAUGUAAUAUCUACACUUAUCAGACACCAUUCUGAAAUAUCACUCUUUAGAAGCACUUGCGUAUAUUUUUUUUUUUCAUUAUGAGCGACCCUUCUUAGAGAGUUGGGUAGCUUUGUGUACCACCUUUGAACACAUGUAACCUUAUUAAAGGCCCAUGCAUAUAUAUCAUAUACAUCGCAUCUUUUCUUCAA
Messenger RNA from Nymphaea colorata (pocket water lily), 936 nucleotides. Its product is annotated as ABSCISIC ACID-INSENSITIVE 5-like protein 2. Gene Ontology annotation, molecular function: DNA-binding transcription factor activity. The transcript is spliced from 4 exons. The record is from RefSeq and is a predicted model, not a curated record. Lineage: Eukaryota; Viridiplantae; Streptophyta; Magnoliopsida; Nymphaeales; Nymphaeaceae. Gene Ontology annotation, cellular component: nucleus. Gene Ontology annotation, biological process: positive regulation of DNA-templated transcription. The coding region runs from base 232 to 735 and encodes 167 amino acids.